Teleopsis dalmanni is the source of this 879-nucleotide messenger RNA. RefSeq lists its product as uncharacterized. The transcript has a single exon. Lineage: Eukaryota; Metazoa; Arthropoda; Insecta; Diptera; Diopsidae. The record is from RefSeq and is a predicted model, not a curated record. The annotation marks the transcript as partial.
GAUCAGAAGCAUCAACAAUUGCCACUCCAGCAACAUGAACAGUCACAACAGCAACAUUUGGUGAAGUUUAUUGGCGUUGACGAAGUCACGACAAGUGUUGCGCCAUCACAAUUACCGUUUGGUAAACUACGAGGUUUUCAUCAUCACGAUCCACAAAAAUGGAGAGAGUUCUUCUUGCAAUUGGAACCUUUUCAGAGUCAAUGUUCAGCAGCUGGUCAACGUUUAGUCGCAGCUAUGAGUGAUAUUCGUACUGCUGACCUGCAAGGGUUACCAACACGACGUCAAUUGUAUGCUCAGCAUAGAGCACUAAGCCGUGCCAUAAUGGAUUCCGAAUUGCAUAAUCUGAGAAAAUGUGGCUCAUUGACGUUAGCACGUCUGCAGGAGUUAGCCAAAUCCAUCAAUAUGAGCCAAAUUGACAGUUGUAAUAAAAAUACCACGAAAAAUAACUGCAGUAGCAAUAGGAUUAAAACCAACAAUGUUAACAAGAUGUUGUCGACAGCAACAUCGAUCAUUAGCAACACUUAUAGCUUUAGUAACAAUAGUCACAUAAGUCACAAUUCGGUCAACACCAAAAUAAAAAGUUCAGCAUUGUCAGGAGAAGACAACAACAAAUCAGUCUCAUCAGCAACAUCAGUUGUGGAAGCAUCAACGAUAGCAAAGAACAACAAUAGUUACACAAACAACAACGUUAGCAAUUGCAACCAUAGUAACGAUAACAGCAAUAGCAACAUUGAUGUUGCAAUUAGAGUACAAAAAGUUGCUUUGUUAUUCAAUGAGGUCGAUCGAGCAUCGAAGCGCUUGGAGCAGUUAACGGAACAACGUCGUGAAAGAUUGCGAGAAUUGACACGCCAACGUGCGCUGGAAGAUGAAGUCAAUGAG